UGGCCGUUCUUAAACUUACUCUACACAGUUAGCGCCUGGUAACUCUCAAACUUGUACAUUUAAAACUCGUACAUUUUAAAACCAACUGUCGUUCAGUUGCCAAUAUAUCUACCCCCUUGUCCCCGGCAGUGUGUUUAGUUUAGAAGCCUCUGUGCUGGGCCAGUGGGCUAGCUGCUCUGCAGCAGGAACAAUGACAGCAGCUGUAGCGGGCAGCGGGAGCUGCCAGGCGGCUAAAGGGCUGGACAUCAGCCUGGCUGCCCUGCAGCGACAAGACCCCUACAUCAACAACAUCAUGGACGUGGCCAGCCAGGUCGCCCUGUACACGUACAACAACAAAGCCAACGAGUGGGAGAAGACAGAAGUAGAAGGCACUCUUUUUAUCUACACAAGAUUGGCAUCUCCCAGACAUGGAUUCACUAUUAUGAACCGACUCAGCAUGGAAAAUCUGACAGAGCCAAUAACAAAAGACUUGGACUUCCAGCUGCAGGACCCCUUCCUCCUUUACCGUAAUGCACGAUUGGUAAUCCAUGGGAUUUGGUUCUACGAUAUGGAGGACUGUCAACGCAUUGCACAGAGGAUGAAGAGUCUGGCCCAGCAGGAGGAGAUCCUGGUGCAGUCCCAAGGUGGUUGGUUGUCCCCAGGAGGAAAAGGAGGACGAGGAAUAGGAAUACCAAUAGGAAUAGGAGGAGGAGGAGGAGAAAUAAGAAGAGCCGGAGGAGUAGGAGUAUUGGGGAUUGGUGGAGGAGGAAGUAGUGGACCAAAAUCAGUAGACAUCAUUCAGAUGUUGACCAAAGCACGGACGGUGUAUGACAAGGGAAACUCAAGCUCAGAGCCAAAGGAGAUUGGUGGGAGCAGUGUCUUAUGUGGAAACCCCAACCUUAUCAAACCAAUACCAGUUAAACCAAACACUCAGAACAGCGACGGAGCAGAGCCCAAAACUCUGUCUUUGGCCACUCUUUUUGGCUCUCAGCAUCAGUCUCAUCCAACGUCUACUGUGACUGCUCCCACAUCAACAGGAAAAGUUUCUCGUCCACCUGUAGCCCGCACACUGACUUAUGAUGACGCAAUAGCCUCUGACAAGAGUGUGUCCUCUGUAGGAGGAAGCGUUUCCCUCAUCGGCAUCUCAGGUGGAGGUAUCAGGCCGGUUACCGGGGGCGACAGUUCAAUUGUUGCGACUGAGAGUCCCGCCACUGCUACCGAGCAGCUGCCAAAUCAAAUGCAGCACUGUCCGGCCAUUGCAAAGCUCAUGCAGGCCCAGAGGGGUGUUCUUCAGACUUUGUCAGAGUCCCCAGAGAACCGGCUGUGUGACAACGGAGUGCCGUUGGAGCAUCACCACCAUCACCACCUGUUUCAUCAUCACCCUCAGCAGCAUCACCACCAUCACCAGCUCCAGCAGCUUCAACAGCUUCAACAGCUUCAACAUGAUCCAAUAAAGAGACUUUUGCAACACCAUCCAGCUCACCCACUCGCCACCUCCUUCUCUGCUGCUGCUCCUUGUUGCCCAAACCCGCCUCCUCUACAGCAGAGCCCUCAGCUCUCCUCCCAGCAUGUAAUGGGGGAUUCUGUAUCAUGUUCCCACCUUCAAGCACAACAAAGCCACCAGAUGUUUCUCACCCUGUCAAAUUCUCAGACAGAGGAACAGCACAACAGCCAGGCAGCUUCAACCACACUGGGAACAGGUCUGCCUUCCCAGUUGCAAGGUGUGGUGUCGCCUCACGAGCUCCUCCAGAAGCUCCAGCUGGUCCAGCAGGAACAGAGCCUGACUUCUCAUGAUUCACCUCGACAUUAUCCUGGACUGGCACCCCGAUUCCUGAGGCCCACCCACAUUGAAAGUCCCAACGCGUCUCUAUGUCCAGACCCGGCCACGGGCAUGGCAGGUCAAAAAGCGGCACUGCAGUUUCAGGUCAUCUCCCCCCAGCGGAUACCAGCCACUGUGGCCCCCACUAUGCUCCUUUCUCCCAGUGUGUUCACGCAGACCAAGCCGAGCAGUGGGAUGUCAGCAGUCGCUAUAGAGAGCUGUCCUGCACCGUCAACCUUAUCCAGACCUUCACUUCAGAACGAUGUCGGAGUUCUUUCCAGAAGCCAACUUCAAGCCACGCUGCUGCAUCUGAUCCAGUCUGACAGCUCAUUCCUGGACACCAUCUACGAUGCGUACGUCAGCCGUUCCAGCAGCAAGUAUUGAUGUCUCAUCAGACCUGGUUUCCCCUCACACCUUGUCCAAAGAAGUAUUCUGACAACUAAUAAGGAUGUGCCUCUUUCUUCUCCAAAUUACAAUAACUAUUAUCUCUCCUCAGUCAACCUGCCUCGGUUCACUCUAAGCCAAGUCUUUAGUUGAGAGGGAAAAAACAUUAUAAAUGCAUUCUUUCAGAACAGAAACAUGCAGUUUUCAGCCACACAUUGUCAAAUGGGGAGUACUUGUACUGUCUAGACCUCUUUUAUACUACAGUUUGGAAGAAUAUGUAGCCUCUUCAUUCUCAGCGAAAACAAGACAUUCUGCACCUUAACAGUUUUUACAAAAUGUUCAGAUAAUUCAUAUUAAUAACCAGCACAAUAUAUUUCUUUUGUUCAGGCAUCACAAUUGUUUUUAAUGUCUUUUUAUAUUUUUAUUUCUCCUUGCUUGUACUGUCAAUCAACCUGUUGGUUAGAAAAAAGAAAGAAACAAAAAAAAAAAAACAGCUUCCUUGUCUGAAAACUCUGAAGUACCUGCUGAAACUUGGUCUUAAAUAAUAGAAGUUAUUGCUUUUAUUGUUGGAGUAUAUUUUAUUACCCAGAUCCUAUAAAGUAAAUGUUUUAGAGCUACUUUGUCAUGUUUUUAAUAUUACUUUUUUGUUGUCUCUGAUCACCAGCAUUGAUGAAAUCUGUAUUUGGAUUUGGGUUCAAAAUUAUUUUGCUUCCAUGCCGCUCAGCGUUUGUGAGUAACGUUGGUUGAUGUUUAUGGAACUUUAAUUUUAACAUGCAACAUUUUGCAUUUGGUUCACAACUCUGUAAGAAAGCAAAAAAAGCAACAAUAUGUUGUUCAUGUUGAUAAUCCAAUUCAGAUUGAGCAGAACUAUUGAGAAGAAAAGAAAAUGACUCAGUUUUACUCCAACUUGCGAGAAAAAAGUAAGGAAAUUAAAGGAAACCAACAACCUGCGCUACCUCACAGACAGCUGAGUUGGAGUUACCUUUGAUUUCAUCCAGCGGUAAUGUAGUUUUUUUUUUUUUUUUUUUUUUUUUUAGAUAAAUAAAGGUUAAAGUUUAAAGGGUUAAGUUUAUCAAAAGGGGUUUUCUUCAUCAUUUUCAUUCACAGAGCAACACCAGACAACUAUAUCAUGCAUGAAUCUCCACUGGGCAUAAUUUAACAUUUUAUUGAUGCCUUUAAAGGCAUAACAAUCAACUGAGAUUGUUUCAGAGUUUAAAUAGACAGCCCCAAAAUAUGGUUACCGUAAACAUAAGUUUUACAUAUAAGAUGCUUCUUGUGUGGAGGUUUUAGGACAGUAAAAGUUGUGCAUUUUCUUUUUCACAAAACUAAAUCUCCUUUGUAUGAAAAGCAUUUUUUUUUUUUUUUAAUUCAGUAUCAUUUAUUUUGUCUCGAGUACAGAAUAGAAAAUGAGUCAUCGUGUCCGGGUUUGCGGUUUGUUAACUGGUGCAAAACUUGUUAACUUGUACAUACUUGAUACUGCAGCAGCAAUAAAUACAGAGGAUAUGUUUAACAAAAAGAGAUGUUUGUUCAUAUUUUUGUACACAAUAAGAAAAAUGUCUAUCUCAUAACACAAAAAGCCAAUGUGUUAAAAUCCACAACAGUCAUUAUUUAAGAGGUUCUUCACCAGCUCUGGUUCUGUUUCAGGAGGUGCCAUCCCUGCAUUGUCUAUAAAUGUUAGGAAACCCUAAAACCUUGUAAUGUUGUUAGAAACAUUGGCGUUUCCUUGUUGAGUGGAAGGUUUUGCUGUUACAUGAAAUCAGAAUAAAUGUUAUCAGUCUCUGUUGUUGCUUAUUGUAUUAGUUUUUUAUUUUGUUUUUCUUUUCCUUUCUUUGGUCAAAUGUUAUUAUAUUCAUAAGAUUGAAGAAACUACAUUAGAUUAAUAAUUGAAAAUGUGCCUGAACAUAAUUUUAUUGGCUUUCACCACAAUCGAUAGCAGAACAUAAUAUCCACAGUAGUUUUCAUACACGCAGCAGAACUGAAAGACCUUGGCUAAUUAACUGUAACAAACACUGUUGGUUUUUCCAACAUUAAUUUACUCUCGUGUUAAUGAUUUACAAACUUUACAAGCCAGUUUUUGAGGUUUAUGGGCAUAAUGAUAUCAGUUUUACAUGAUAUGGAAGACUGAAAACUCUACAUUCAUAAUAAAAUGAUUUAAAAAAUAACCCAAUGCGUAUGAAGUUCCACAUCAGUGAUCAAAUCAAGUGACCUGCUGAGAAUAUGCCAAAUAAGGAUAUGUCCACCUAACGUCGUCCUUCUCAAACAUUGAUCUUCAGCAUUCUAACAAAUAUAAUUAGACUAUAGAAAUUAUUUAAAAAUGUGAUGUGUAUUUAAGGAGGAAAGGAGCGCAUCUGCAUGCAGUCAAAACAGCACAUGGAAAAAUGAGGUGAAAAGCCUGAUUUAAGAUUAUUAAAGUCGCUAACGCUGUUCCCAUCUCUGCCUGGGGGCGGUGAGCUGUGGCGCCAUCUAGAGGCCGUGCGCCGCCAUAGCAAGUCGCAUUUAUCUCCGCAAGUGUCAACGCUCUAUUAUAGAUAACGUCUUAAAAGCUGUUAAUUGGCUUAAAAGAUUACAAGAUUAAAAAGUGAAACCAGAACAAAUCAAAGCAUGUAUAAUAUUAUUUUCCCCUAUCUUGAUGCCCCACUGAGCUUGCUUGUUGAACACUUUUCUAAAGCAUCUAUUUCGCAAUUCAAUUCCAUUUUAUUUAUAAAGCGUCUAUAACAACACAGGAUUCUCUGGGCGCCUUUCAGCGACCCAAAACAUGACCACCGAGCAAAUAUUGAAAUAAAAAAUGGCAAUUAAAAAAAUCCUCUAGCAGGAGAAAAACCUUUAAGCCAGACAGUGAUAAAGAAAACCCCCUUAAAAGGGAAGAAACCUUGAGCAGAACCUGGACCAUAAGGAGAGACCCUCCUGACGCAGGCCAGUCGGGUACAGGAAGAAAAGAGGAGGGAGAGGUCAAAAAGGGAUGAAUAACAGACAGAAGAGAGGACAGAAUGUUUUGUCAGUGCUGUUUAAGACAAAAUAUAAUAGUAGUCAUUAUCUGUUAGCUGGAUAACUAAAAAUCUGUACCUAUUUUAUUACUGAUACAUAGUUAUUUGAUUGUGUGUGUUUGUGGGGGGGCAUUCUACUGCUUUCUAGGGCAUAUUAUACACAAACACAUAUUAUAAUAAUUUCUUAAAGACAACUUUAAACACAGUUUUUGAACUGAAGGAUAAUUUAGUUGCCUAACGGUCUUUAAGUUGUUUCUAAUUUAAGCCAGUUACUUUUCCAGCCUUUUGUUACCCUUGUUACAACUGUUGUUUUAGAUGUUUUGCUGCCACCAAAUUGAAAAUAAGCAAAACAUUUUCAUGAAACGGCAAAAAGUCUGAUGUCAACAUCUGAUAUGUUGUUUAUGGUCUAUUGUCAGAGUAAAAUAUAACUUUAUGAGAUAUCAAAAUAACAUGGGGCUCCACAUAGACUUCCGUUGGCACGUCUGGUAAAUUAAUAAAACUAAGCAUGUGAGAAUUUAGGGUUUUGCAUUUCCUUAAAUAAGAGUGCUAAUUGUGUAAAUGUAGUGAUUCCUGCUCGAGAUUAUCUGUCAUAUUCCAGCAGAGGUUACACUUUUGCAUUGCAUUGUUUUAAGUUAUUUUAUGUUUUUUCUUUUCU
Cololabis saira (Pacific saury) is the source of this 5821-nucleotide messenger RNA. It is a transcript of the gene dcp1b, whose product is annotated as decapping mRNA 1B. The transcript has 10 exons. Bases 191 to 2182 code for a protein of 663 amino acids. The record is from RefSeq and is a predicted model, not a curated record. Gene Ontology annotation, biological process: deadenylation-independent decapping of nuclear-transcribed mRNA; positive regulation of catalytic activity; deadenylation-dependent decapping of nuclear-transcribed mRNA. Gene Ontology annotation, molecular function: mRNA binding; enzyme activator activity. Gene Ontology annotation, cellular component: P-body. NCBI's taxonomy places the organism in Eukaryota, Metazoa, Chordata, Actinopteri, Beloniformes, Belonidae.